This is a messenger RNA of Ostertagia ostertagi, 948 nucleotides long. The record is from the annotation of a GenBank genome assembly. Lineage: Eukaryota; Metazoa; Nematoda; Chromadorea; Rhabditida; Trichostrongylidae.
AUGGAAAACGCCAACGAUGAGGACAUUCAAAUUCUGGAUGAAAACGUUGAGCCUCUAAGGAACACUCCACCAGUUUCGCCAUCCGAUUCCGGUAGUGAGCUGAGCUCAACAAAUCUUCCUAAGCGUAGAAGGACCGAAAAUCUCACAACGGAGGAUGACAAAAGCUGCCGACCCGGGGUAUCGACAGAGACGACGUCGUCUACCGCGCUUGGCGCGGCUUUGGCCGUGGACGAGGAAGCUGACGAUGGAUGUACUAUCUGUUAUGAAGUUGGUUUUUUUGAAGAUUUGCAUUUGCUCUUACAUCUCAAACAUUUGUUCAAGGAGUACACAAGUGCUGGUGAACAUCGUCUUGCUUCAGUGAAAUGUGGGCAUUUCUUUGGAUAUUCAUGUAUUGCAAGAUGGAUUCGAAGUGAAGGUAGAAAUGCUGUUUGUCCAACAUGUAAAACGAAAACGAGCAUGAAAGACGUGCGCAAACACUACACUGCAGCUGUAAAAGUUACUGAUACCACUGAAAUAGAAAUGCUCCGCAAUUCGAACGCAGCUCUACAUAUCCGAGUAUCUGGACUUGAAGUUGAACUAGCUAAAAAAGACCGUGAACUGGCUGAGCUUAUCAAGAGGCUCCAUGAGGGGAAAUCAGCUGGUAGCGCGCUCGCUGCUCCUCAGUUAAUAGUACAACAAAGAGGAGGGCGCAUGUUCAUGAAUCCUGAGCGAAAAGAAGCGCUCGCGCCUGGUGGAGUUAAUGCCGAUGCCCGUGCCAUGGAUUUCAACGGAGAGUACUGGGCCGUGGGAGUUGCAUGUUCUCAGGCUCGCAAUAUUUUCAGCCCGUUUGGCAUCCGAAUUCUUACGAUCAGCCGACAAGAGUUCAAGCUGAAAGAGUGUUAUCCCCUGCAUAACGGACGAUCUCGUGUCGUUGUUUUUUCACCGUUCGAAUCGUCCCUUCUUUUGUCA